This is a messenger RNA of Linum tenue, 4254 nucleotides long. The record is from the annotation of a GenBank genome assembly. Lineage: Eukaryota; Viridiplantae; Streptophyta; Magnoliopsida; Malpighiales; Linaceae.
ACUUCGGAAGGUCUUAUUAGAGCGCUAGAGUGAUUCGAGAACCGUAGAAACAGCAGCCAGCCAGCAACACCAAUUGAGACGCCGUCGCCGUAGGCUCGAAUUUGCAGGUCCGAAACCGGCAAGGUAAUUGGUAUCGCGCCCCCGUCUUCGUUAGCGUAGAAGAAUCACCAGAGAGGUUGCCGCCGCUGCAAAAGCCUUCAUUUAGCUUAGUCACAGAGGUGCAGAAUUUGAGGAAGAAUCGGCGAGUGUCAGCUUCCCUGUGAGCUCCGCCUAGGGCCUAGGGGUUCCUCUUGCUGCCUGUUUGCUGUGAAUGACCUGAGCAAUUGAGUGUCAAUGGCAUCGGUGUAUAUUCCAGUGCAGAACUCCGAGGAGGAGGUGAGAGUUGUCCUGGAUCAGCUGCCGCGGGACGCCUCUGAUAUUAUCGACAUUCUCAAGGCCGAGCAAGCUUCUCUCGAUUUGUGGCUCAUUAUUGCGAGGGAAUACUUUAAACAAGGGAAGGUUGAACAGUUCCGACAAAUAUUGGAGGAAGGAUCAAGUCCUGAUAUUGAUGAAUACUAUGCCGAUGUGAGAUAUGAGAGGAUUGCCAUCCUCAAUGCUCUAGGUGCUUACUAUUGCUAUCGUGGGAAAAUUGAGACAAUACAGAGUAAAAGGGAGGAACAUUUCAUACAGGCUACCAAGUACUAUAAUAAAGCUUCGAGGAUUGACAUGCAUGAGCCUUCUAAUUGGAUUGGGAAAGGUCAGCUUCUACUGGCUAAGGGUGAGCUGGAACAGGCUUCUUCUGCGUUUAGGAUUGUAUUAGACGGAGACCGUGACAAUGUACCAGCUCUAUUGGGUCAGGCCUGUGUUGAGUUUAAUCGGGGUCAUUACAGUGAAUCACUGUCAUUGUAUAGGAGAGUAUUACAAAUAUUUCCUGAUUGUCCUGGACCUGUCAGGCUUGGUAUUGGUCAGUGUCAGUACAAGAUGGGCCACUUCGAAAGAGCCCGAAAGGCAUUUGAUCGUGUUUUACAGUUAGAUCCGGAAAAUGUUGAGGCUCUAGUUGCACUGGCAGUUCUAGACUUACAAACAAAUGAGGCUUCUCGUACUAGGAAAGGGAUGGAAAAGAUGAGACAAGCUUUCGAAAUUUACCCUUAUUGCCCUAUGGCACUCAAUUAUUUAGCCAAUCACUUUUUCUUCACCGGACAGCAUUAUGUUGUUGAGCAACUGACAGAAACCGCACUGGCUGUGACCAAUCACGGGCCCACAAAGUCACAUUCAUACUAUAACUUAGCUCGUUCGUACCAUAGCAAGGGCGAUUAUGCAGCAGCCUUGCGAUACUACAAUCAGUCUGUGAAGGAAAUAAAAGAUAAGGCCAGUGAUUUUGUAUUUCCUUAUUUUGGUUUGGGUCAAGUACAACUAAAGUUAGGAGAUAUUAAUGGCGCGAUGUCAAAUUUUGAAAAGGUUUUGGAGGUUUACCCGGAUAAUUGUGAUACUUUGAAGGUUCUUGGGCAUGUAUAUGCUCAACUUAAUGAGACUGAGAAGGCCCAAGAGGUUUUGAAGAAGGCCACAAAAAUCGACCCUCAUGAUGCUCAGGCAUUUCUUGAUCUUGGGGAACUGUUAAUCAUGUCUGACACAGCCACUGCUCUUGAUGCCUUCAAGACGGCACGCAGUCUUCUGAAGAAGUCAGACCAGGAAGUCUUAGUGGAAGUGCUGAAUAACAUUGGUGUCAUCCAUUUUGAAAGGGAAGAGCUUGAGGUUGCUCUGGAGGCUUUUAAAGAGGCACUGGGUAAUGGUGUAUGGCUCAGAUUCCUUGACGUUAAAAGCAAGACCACUGCAGCUGAUGCUGGUGCAUCGAUUCUUCAGUAUAAGGAUGUGCAACUUUUUAAUCGACUUGAGGCCGAUGGCGUUGAGGUGGAAUUGCCAUGGAAUAAAGUCACGCCUUUGUUCAACUUAGCAAGAUUACUAGAGCAGUUGCACAAUACAGGAACUGCUGGCAUCUUUUACCGUCUUAUAUUGUUUAAGUAUCCAGGUUAUAUUGAUGCCUAUCUCAGGCUUGCUGCUAUUGCAAAAUCAAGAAAUAAUCUUCAAUUAAGCAUUGAACUGGUCAAUGAGGCUCUGAAGCUGAAUAACAAGUGCCCUAAUGCUUUAUCAAUGCUUGGUGAAUUGGAGCUGAAAAAUGAUGAUUGGGUUAAGGCAAAAGAAACAUUGCGUGCUGCUAGUGAAGCAACAGAUGGCAUGAAAGAUUCUUAUGCUACCCUGGCUCUGGGAAACUGGAAUUAUUUUGCUGCCUUGCGUAAUGAGAAAAGGAACCCUAAGUUGGAAUCAACUCACCUGGAAAAAGCCCAUCAAUUGUACACCAAAGUCCUGCUUCAGCAUAAAUCCAACAUUUAUGCUGCCAAUGGAGCUGGAAUAGUCUUGGCAGAAAAAGGUAACUUCGACGUAGCCAAAGAUCUUUUCACGCAGGUCAGGAAGGUGCAAGUGGAAGCAGCUUUUGUGCAGAUGCCAGAUGUCUGGAUAAACUUUGGCACAUGUGUAUUUUGCUCAAGGAAAUAAUGCCUUGGCUAUAAAAAUGUAUCAGAAUUGCUUACGGAACUACUAUCAUAAUACGGACUGUCAAAUUUUCCUCUAUUUGGCACGCACUUAUUAUGAAGCGGAAGAGUGGCAAGACUGCAAGAAAACUUUGCUGCGAGCCAUCCACUUAGCCCCUUCAAAUUAUACACUUAGGUUUGACGCGGGUGUUGCAAUGCAGAAGUUCUCAGCAUCAACACUACAGAAGGAAAAGAGGGAAGCAAAUGAGGUCCGGUCGGCUAUUGUUGAGCUGGAAAAUGCUGUCCGUGUGUUUAGUCAGCUGUCUGCUGGUGCCAACCUCCAGAUCCAUGGCUUUGAUGAGAAGAAAAUAAACACCCAUGUCGACUAUUGCAAACAUCUUUUGGAGGCUGCCAAGGUUCAUCUUGAAGUAGCUGAGCGAGAGGAGCAACAAAAACUACAGAAAGAAGAAGCUGAACGGCAGAUGUCAUUGGCCGAAAAAGUCCGACGCAAGGCUGAAGAACAAAGGAAAUUCCAGUUGGAAAAGCGGAAAAAGGAGGAUGAAAACAAACGGGCCAGGCAACAAGACGAGGACUUUGAGCGUGUCAAGGAACAAUGGAAGAGUAGUACUAGUUCUGCAUCUAAGCGGAAGGAUAGACUGGAUAUUAUUGAUGAUGACGAGGCUGGUGGUCAUAGUGGAAGGAGAAGGAAGAAAGGUGGAGGGAAGAGGAGAAAGAAGGAUAAAAGCUCGAAGUUUUCACAGUUACGAGGAAAUGGAAGAAGGAGAAGCUGAGAUGGAUGGUCAUGAAGGGGAUGAUGGCCAUGGAAGUUACUACAGGGAGGAAAAAGAUCCAGCUCCUCAGGAUCUUCUUGCUGCGGCUGGGCUUGAAGACUCCGAUGCAGAGGAUGAAGAGGCUGCUGCUGCUGCGAUAGCUGCAAGGAGGAGACGGGCAUUGUCAGAAUCCGAGGAAGACGAACCAGCAGAGGAGGAAGGGAAGCAACAACAAGCUGGAAGCCCCGAGUCGGGUGAGAUGCAGGUGAGUGAUGGCGAAGGUGCAGCAGCCUCACAGCAGCACCACCACCAGGACAAUGAUGUUGAUGCCGGCCUGGAUGAUGAAGAUUGAUUAAUAGUGAAUCCGAGCCCCAACCAGUGAAUGACCAAAAAAUACCGUUGGAUCGGUAUCGCAUUUCUAGCUAUAAAACAAUCAGAAGCGGGGCAACUUUCUUCUAGGUUCAGGUAGGUGAGCAGAAGAGGGGAAAGUGCAACUAGUCUAGCCAUUGUAAAUCAACAGAAGUGAGCAAGAUAAGGAUUCAGUAGAGGCGUGAUGGAUGGUUGCAACAUCUUAAUUUGAGGCCACAUUUGUGUGUUUAUUGGGAAAUUUGAUUAUGCCUUGCCAGAGUGAGAUGGAGGAGAAAACUGCACGCAAGGAUCAUCUGCGGCUUUCGGUUAUGCAGCGAAAAGGCGGUGGCGAUGCCAGACCGCCAAUGUCCUAUUUCUCGUCGUUUGCUUUUGGAGUCUGGCUGUUGUAGGCCUCAGAGUUGCGUGUGCAAGGGGAACGGGGUUGUUUUUCUGUUUGUUGCUUUUGUUGUGUUAUUUCUUCACAUUUCUCAGACAAAAUAUCUCACUUCAGUAAUUAUUAUUCCAAGAACACAUAAUUACAAAACCAACAACAACAGAAUAGCAACGAAGUUACGGCCGUCACCACCGAGCUGAAGCUAUGAAGGCCCAUUGCAAGUCUACAAAACUAGAAA